Rhopalosiphum maidis (corn leaf aphid) is the source of this 1136-nucleotide messenger RNA. Its product is annotated as adenine phosphoribosyltransferase-like. Gene Ontology annotation, biological process: AMP salvage; adenine salvage. The record is from RefSeq and is a predicted model, not a curated record. Gene Ontology annotation, molecular function: adenine binding; AMP binding; adenine phosphoribosyltransferase activity. Lineage: Eukaryota; Metazoa; Arthropoda; Insecta; Hemiptera; Aphididae. Gene Ontology annotation, cellular component: cytoplasm. The transcript has 4 exons. The coding region runs from base 492 to 1040 and encodes 182 amino acids.
AAUAGUCAAUUCAAUUAGUCAAUGGGUGCACAUAGUUGAAUCAUCUGUCAUUACUAAUAUUAUCUUAACAUAUCGGAGAAUUAUGCUGUUCUAUUUUAUACAUCAUAAAUAAUAAGAUAAUAUUAUGAUUGUUUUGACUUUUAAAUGCUAUGAAUUACGAUUGAAUUGAAUUUAGAGAUAAAAUUCCAAAAUAUUAAUCACGUAUACCGUUAAUUGCGUAGUUAUUUUCUUAGUGAUAUUGUAAUUUGUAAUCGUUAAUCACAAUAGUACAAUACUGCAUUAUUAUUGAGUUUGAUUUGUUUUUAUAUUAUUGUAUUUCACAUUAAAAUUUCAUCAAUUGCUAUCAGAUUCAAAUACCAAUAAAUACUAGUCGGAUAGUACUCGCAUUGUACGGAGUUCCGUGUAGAUUUGUUUAACUAUUUAAUCAACUUUAAUACAAACAAUUAUUUUAGUUACAAAUUUCGGGUAAAAUAAUUUUGAAUAUUCAAAUCAUGACAUCAACUAACACAUUGGAGGAUAACAUCAAAAUGUUACAUCAAUAUAUUGAACAUUUUCCAGACUUCCCUAAACCAGGAAUUAUGUAUAAGGAAAUAUUAUCAGUGUUAAAUCAUGGUGAUGGAAUACAAUUGUUGGAAAAAAUAUUGAAACAAAUUUCUAAUCAUCUGCGUGGUAAAGUUGACUGUAUAGCAAUGUUGGAGACUCGUGGUUUUAUUUUUGGUCCAAUACUUUCUUUACAUCUUAAUGUACCAUGCAUACCAGUCAGUAAAAAGGGAAAUUUACCAGGCCCUGUCGUUGAGUUACCAUAUAUUUUGGAGUAUGGAGAAGAUAUUUUGACUGUACAAUUAAAUAGCAUUAAAAAAGGACAGAAGAUAUUUAUAGUGGAUGACUUUCUUGCAACUGGAGGUACAUUAAAAGCUGCUUCAAAAUUAAUUAAAAAAGCAGGCGGAGAAAUCGUACAAGGAUUAGUAUUAAUGGAAAAGUGUGAAUUAGAAGGACGUAAAAGAUUAGAUUUUCCAAUAAUAUCAUUAAUAUCUGAUUAAUUGUUUGCUGGCAACAAAUAAACUAUUUUUUUUUGUAUUUUAAUAAUAUUGUAGUAUUAUAAAUAACUAUUAUUAAAUUAUUAUUUUAUAUAUAAA